GGCCGCGGGGCGGGAGGCGGAGCCACGGGGAGUGCCGCAGGUGGGGAUGAGCCAGGCGGUACCUGCGCCAGGACCCGAGCUGGCUCUCGGGCUGCGCUGCUCCGAGUGAAGAGAAACCCGAGGGCGUUCAUGGCGAAGUGGUGCGUCCUGGGGCAGCGACUGAUGAAGAAAGAUCCGUUGUCCUGGAACCCCUGAGCUGAAAGGGGCAGAGAGGGGCCAGCAUGGGCCCUGAGCUGUCCGCACCUGCACUGCUGCUCUUCUCCUGGCUCCCAGCAGGGUGUCUGUCCUUGCUGGUGACAGUUCAGCACACAGAGCGCUACGUCACCCUGUUUGCCUCCGUCGUCCUCAAAUGUGACUACACCACCUCUGCUCAGCUUCAGGAUGUGGUGGUGACCUGGCGCUUCAAGUCCUUCUGCAAGGACCCCAUCUUUGACUACUAUUCUGCAUCAUACCAGGCAGCUUUAUCCCUGGGCCAAGACCCAUCCAAUGACUGCAAUGACAACCAGCGGGAAGUUCGCAUCGUGGCCCAGAGGCGGGGGCAGAAUGAACCCGUGCUGGGAGUGGAUUACCGGCAGCGCAAGAUCACCAUUCAGAACCGAGCAGAUCUUGUGAUUAAUGAAGUGAUGUGGUGGGACCAUGGAGUAUAUUAUUGCACCAUUGAGGCUCCAGGAGAUACAUCAGGAGACCCAGAUAAAGAAGUGAAGCUCAUUGUCUUACAUUGGCUAACAGUGAUCUUCAUUGUCUUGGGAGCCCUCCUCCUCCUCUUGCUGAUUGGAGUGUGCUGGUGCCAGUGCUGUCCUCAGUACUGCUGCUGCUACAUCCGCUGCCCCUGCUGUCCCACCCGCUGUUGCUGCCCUGAAGAAGCCCUGGCCCGCCAUCGCUACAUGAAACAGGCUCAGGCCUUAGGUCCUCAAAUGAUGGAAAAACCCCUGUACUGGGGGGCGGACAAGAGCUCCCAGGUUUCAUCUUAUCCAAUGAACCCGCUGCUGCAGCGAGACGUAUCCCUACGAUCCAGCUUCCCACAGAUGCCGAUGACCCAGACCGCCGCUUACCCUCCCAUCACCAAUGGUGUCCUGGAAUAUUUGGAGAAGGAGCUACGGAACCUCAACCUGGCCCAGCCUCUGCCCCCUGACCUCAAGGCUAGAUCUGGCCAUCCCUGCAGCAUGUUGUCCUCCCUGGGCUCUGAGGUGGUGGAGCGCAGAAUCAUCCACCUGCCCCCACUGAUCAGAGACCUGCCAUCCUCCAGGAGAACCAGUGACUCCUCACACCAGCAGCAGCUCAGCCCCAUUCCCUCCAGACCCUGGGAUCUGAGGGAGGGGAGAGGGCAGCACUAUUACUCUGAUUUCCACCAGGAGCUGCAGCACCGGGGUUCAAAGCUCUGGGCAUUGGAGAGAAGGGGGCUGGACCACCCACGGAGUAGAAGGCACCAUGGCUCCAGGCUGAAUGGGUCACCCACACCCUGGUCAGACAGGGACAGCCUCAGCGAUGGCCCCUCAUCCAGCGAAGCAUCUAGGCGGCAGAGCCGCCCCCAUCUCAGGAGCCACUAUCGGGAGAGGCCUCAUAGACCCAGCUCCCGGGAGACCGCCCAGAGGCACGGAAGACGCAGGCACCGCAGCUACUCCCCACCGUUGCCCUCAGGCAUCAGUUCUUGGAGCUCUGAGGAAGAGAAGGAGAGGCAGAGACAUUCCCGAAGUUGGAGGGCCAGCCACCACCGCUCACACUCCCCAAACUGGCCUGAGGAGAAGCCACCCAGCUACCGCUCACUGGAUGUCAUUCCAGGCAAGAAUGGCAGGAAAAAAGGGAGUGUGGAGAGGCCCUCGGAGAGAGAGAGCUCGCAUAGCGGAAGAAGUGUGGUCAUUUAGUGACCAGGUACAGCAUCAUCUCCAUGGCUGCCUCUCAACUUCCGUGUGUCAUCCGAAUCCUAGCUUUCCAGUUGAUUUGGGAAGGACUCUGCAAGUUCGUAUUUAACCGUUUUGACUUAGAUUCUGAGAAUCAAAUAGAAGAAUUUUACAGAGUGUGGGGAAUUAACAACUAUGGGUUUAGCCUUGGAACCUUCUCUCUGCAUAUUGACAUAGUCUCUGACUUUUAAUAAACCCUAACAGGAGUGCAAUCUCUCAAGAACUUAGUAACCUGAGUGUUUAGGUUAUACUGCUCAGGACCCUGGCUGUUCUCAGAGUGAGAACUUGGGAAUCUUUAAGAUGACUCAAACAUGUUUUAGGAACAGGAAGUCUGUGGAGUAUUAUUGGGACAUUUUCAUGGGAACUUGUCUGUUUCUAUCGCAUACCUUAAGGGUCCUUUCAUGUUAGGGGUUCACCCUGCCGCCACUGUGCUCAGUCCUGAGCAUUCUUAAGGGUCCAGUCAGAGAGGGCACAUGGAACACUCUAGCCACCUGCCCUCCCAUGGGUUAUUAAGUGCAGAAAAUCACAUAGAGCAAUUUUGUUCUUACAAAUUUGCUAUAGAGCAUGUGUACUCGCUGGAGAGAGAGAGAGAGAGACAAAGAGGGAAUGAGAGAAAGCAUC
This is a messenger RNA of Tupaia belangeri chinensis (Chinese tree shrew), 2519 nucleotides long. RefSeq names its product immunoglobulin like domain containing receptor 1 (gene ILDR1). The transcript has 8 exons. The record is from RefSeq and is a predicted model, not a curated record. Bases 222 to 1862 code for a protein of 546 amino acids. NCBI's taxonomy places the organism in Eukaryota, Metazoa, Chordata, Mammalia, Scandentia, Tupaiidae. Gene Ontology annotation, cellular component: plasma membrane. Gene Ontology annotation, molecular function: high-density lipoprotein particle receptor activity.